Molecule: messenger RNA, 2213 nt
Organism: Ruditapes philippinarum (Manila clam)
Lineage: Eukaryota; Metazoa; Mollusca; Bivalvia; Venerida; Veneridae
Exons: 4
Coding region: 588-1556 (322 amino acids)
Source: RefSeq, a predicted model, not a curated record
AUGACGUUUGGUUUCUAUGUUUAGUUUAUUGAGUCAAGCUGUAUUUACCAGAUAAACUAAAUAAAGCUCAGUGAUAGAUCAGGAAGCAAAGUGUUAAACUUGGCAAGUUGAAAAAGUGUUGAAAUAAACUAUUGUUAUUGUUAUCUGGAAAAGUUUAUGAAUCAGUGGACGUGGUGAAAGUCAGAAUGGAUGGACGUACCAGAAGAAGAACACCAAAUGAUAAUGGGAAUGAUCAACAAAGAAAUGAAUACGAGGACAGAUCUGAAUCCAAAAGGCCCCGCCUCAGAAACGGAGAAAAAGAAAGUCAAUGCAUAUGGUCAUCAGGCAAUGUGGAACAUUUCCUUGCAUUUGAACCAACAGAAAUACCGAAAUGGCGACUAGAAACGAGGACCACAGAGGCACCAACUAUUUCUGAGAUGCUAAAAGAUAUAGUUAUUUAUAAAGGAAACCUAUGAGCGACUAAAGGGAAUUCAACAGAAGCUAAAAGAAAGGAAAAUUUCACAGAUGGUUACUUGUUAGAUUUUUAUGCACUAUACAGAAAGAAAGAAGGUAUUGGAGUACAAGAAGAAACUUUGACGGAAUCAAUUAUGGAAGAUAUUGAUAAAGAAAUAAAUGGUGCCAUGUCGACACGUGUUGAACAGCUGCUUCAAAAUAAAUCUGAAGGGUCGUAUCAAAGACAUAAUUCACUUGAACUACCAAGUUUAGAUUUUGACGAAAUUGGUAGUAUCCAUGACAAGAUACAGGAAACGGGUAAAACGCCAACCAAAAGUACGAAGGAGACCACUAAUUUGUACCUUGCCUACAAGCAUAUAAAAGAUGAGCUUAAAAAAUCAAUAGAUGAUAUGGCUGAAGCCAAUACUCCAAAUAAAGAAAUUGAUUUUUUUUCUGGAAAGCAUGAUAGUAAAGGUUUCAUAGAAGUUGAGUCUUUGAUAAAGCAUACACAUAACAUUCUGAUGGAAGACAUCAUGCAUGAAGGUACACCUCCCGGUAAUUUUAGUACGUACCCAAGAACAGCUGAAUUUAACGGGAAAACACACGAAUACCCUAAAUUUGAAAAUGUAGCUGUAGCUGAACAAGCUAUCCAGACUUUAGUUGAUAAAGUGAAUGAAAUAAUUGAAAGCAUAAGACAGAAAAAUAUUUCAGAUGAAGAAAGAGCAAAAAUGUAUUUUAAAUGUUCAAGUCUGUUUCUGUUUUGUUUCCUUUCAUUACAUCCAUUUGGUGAUGGAAACGGAAGACUCGCCCGUCUACUUUCCAGCUACAAUUUACUAACAUUUUCUCCGUUCUUAACACCUAUUUACAAUGUUUUCAGCGCGACAAGAAAAUGUGACUACGUCCAGGCAUUGGUGGAUGCAAGACAAGGCCUUGGUGAAGCACAGCAUAUCACCGUGAAAGAUGAAGCUAUAAACAUGAGUAUUUCUGCAAUGGAACAAAAACCGUCUGACCUUUGCUCGAUGCUGAUAGAGUCAAACUGGACAGUAUGGAGACAGUUGUUGUUUAAAUUGGGAGACAAAACCAUAAAGCUUUACAAAUGGGAAAUUGAAAAUCAAAACCUUUAGAAAUUUCUUGUCAGACACACACUGAUAUUGCGUAGCAUUCACUGCUUCAUGACAAUGCUUCAACGCUUUAAAUAUUUGAGCCUCGCAAACCAAAGGGAAGAUACAACCACGCAGUGAUUUAAGCAUUUCCUUGUUAUAUAAUUUCUUUGUAUGUUUAUAUACAUGUACAAUAGCUUUUGACUGAGAAAGUUUUGAAAACGAGUGUUUUAUAAAAGGGACUUAGGAAAUGAAUAUCAGUUAUUCAUUUUAUAUUCCUUUUGUAUGGGAGAAAUUUCAAUUUUAAUUUUCAUAGAAAACAGUAUUUGAUGUAAUUUACAUGCAACUGGUUUAGGCGUAUAUUACAUUUAUUACCCAGUAGAUUUAUGUUGAAUAUUAUAUUCUCCGCAUAUUACGUUGUUAUUUUUUGUGUGUACAUAAUGUCACAGAUAUGCAUACACUAUUCAACUCCGUGAUAAUGUGAAGGACAGAAUCUCAUUUUUCACUUAAUUGUUGUAGUAUCAAAUGAAUAAAAAUAUUCAUGAAACCGUGUUAUGUUGUACAUGCAGUUUGUUUUGCCAUGAUUUGUGAUUGUAACACCUGAAGUACUUAAGCUGCGGUUUGUCAAAAUAUUUAGGAAAUAGAUAUCGAUUCUGAGUGGAUUGUUGUAGAAUAAUGCAC